Molecule: messenger RNA, 1355 nt
Organism: Rhizopus microsporus ATCC 52813
Lineage: Eukaryota; Fungi; Mucoromycota; Mucoromycetes; Mucorales; Rhizopodaceae
Exons: 4
Coding region: 71-961 (296 amino acids)
Source: RefSeq, a predicted model, not a curated record
CCAUAGUUCAACAAACAAAAAAUAACUCCCUUUUAUUUAUUAUUAACACUCUCCCUUUAUAAAAUCAACAAUGUCCUUACUUGACAGCAAACACUCUGAAUUAAAAAUUCAAACACCCACCUUUCAACAGGUCAACACCUUUUACCCUUCACCUCACUCACCCAGUGACGACACUUGUGCCGAACAAGUCUUUAGCGUAUUACCACAAGAUACCAUCCAUCAAGAUGAAUUGAGCAACAAAGAGUGGACGAUGGCAAGCACUCCUUUAGAUCAUCAUCCCUUUUGCGAUGCCAAUCAUUUCCAAAGAUACUUUGGCGAAACUUCGGAAGCCUCAGUCAGCUCCACUUCUUCUUUGGGUGUUCGUACGCCUGAUAUUGGAAUAUUCGAUAUAACCAACAAUAACAACUCUCCUUCCUUUAUGCUAUCUCACCGUCCUUCCUUUGAAUACGUUUCACUAUUACAACAAUCGCCUAUCUUAUCUUACUCUCCACCACUUUCCUUGGAUCAUGCUUCAUUGAUGGACGAUUCAGUCACAUCCAAGAAUGAACCAGACAACAACCAUUCCUUUUCGUCACCUUCCAUUUAUUUUCCAAAUUACGUUAAUGAUGAUGCUUCUGGUCAGCUUAUUCCUUCCCUUUCCAAUGAAGAUCAUAUGAUGCUGUUACAAAAGAGUUAUUCCGAUCAUCCUGGAUACUUUGCAGCCGCUUUACAACAACAGCACUAUACUCAUUGUCAUCAAACAUCUUCCCUCAGCCAAUUAUCUAAGGAACAGUUGAUCGAACGCGUGGUUCAGUUAGAAAUGGAAAAGUCAUCCAGAUCAUCCAGCAAUAUGAAAUUACCUCCACCUGCCUGUGCCAUGGCUACAACAACUCGAACUGUAUCAAGUAAAGUAACACCUACACAUUCUGUUUAUUGUAUAACUUAUUCUUUUUAUUCUAGAUGCUCAACCCUCUGUCAGUAGAGUAUCCUCUAUUGCGAUCGCAAAGCCAAUUGUCACUGAACAUGAUGACAAGUCUACCAAGAUGUAUUCCUGUCAAUGGGCAUCUUGUGAUGCUCAAGCUCCUACCUUAGAUAAGCUUAUGACCCAUAUAUGCAAUAGUCACAUUGGCAGUGGAAAGGCUACUUACUACUGUGAAUGGAAAGAUUGCCCUAGAAACAAGAAACCAUUUAUGAAAAGACACAAAAUGCACAAUCACAUGAGAACUCAUACCGGAGAAAGACCUUUUGUAUGUACCGUGAUAGGCUGCAACAAGACCUUUUCAAGACCUGAUUCUCUCAGCACACACAUCAAGACUCAUUCCGAUAGUCGUCCUUAUUUAUGCUCUAUGCCCGGCUGUGAUAAAGCCUAUUAUCAU